Halichondria panicea is the source of this 991-nucleotide messenger RNA. Its product is annotated as vesicle-trafficking protein SEC22b-like. Gene Ontology annotation, biological process: vesicle fusion with Golgi apparatus; retrograde vesicle-mediated transport, Golgi to endoplasmic reticulum; endoplasmic reticulum to Golgi vesicle-mediated transport. The record is from RefSeq and is a predicted model, not a curated record. Gene Ontology annotation, molecular function: SNAP receptor activity. The transcript has 6 exons. Gene Ontology annotation, cellular component: Golgi membrane; SNARE complex; ER to Golgi transport vesicle membrane. NCBI's taxonomy places the organism in Eukaryota, Metazoa, Porifera, Demospongiae, Suberitida, Halichondriidae. Bases 89 to 499 code for a protein of 136 amino acids.
UAUUGUUCCAAAUAGAGCACAGAACAUACUAAAGCAAGUACGUACGUAUCAGAAGAAGAAGCACUGAAGAAAGAAGAGCUCAGGAACAAUGGCCCACCUGACACUAAUUGCCAGAGCCAGUGAUGGACUACCUCUGUCAGCAUCCAUUGUCAAUGAAGAGUCUGGCCGGGAUUAUGCUGAAUACCAACCCAAGGCCAAGCAGAUAUUCCGCAAGCUGUCGUCAGUCAGCCCCCCUCGAUGCUCAAUCGAGUGUGACCCGGGUCGUAUGGUGUUCCACUACAUCCUUGAGGAGGGGAUAUGCUACCUCGCCCUGUGUGACCUCACCUAUCCUGCCAAGCUGGCCUUUAACUACCUCGAGAAUCUACACAAAGACUUCAGUGAGCAACAUGGCAACGAUGUACACAAAGCCAGUCGACCGUACCACUUCAUUGAGUUUGAUCUCAGUGACAAAGCGGGGAAGCUGGUCGACCACUCUCGUGUGCCAGAGGCUAAUGGCUGAUCAGCUGAUGCAGCAUGUGAGCAUCUCCUGGCUACUGUGGAUUGGUUCUGGACUCAAGGAGGUGGUUCACCCACUUCUACGUGUGGGGGGUGGUGUGGAACUACUCUGUAUUCCUCUACUAUACCAGCCACUGUCUACUGCACACACGACUACCGCUAUUGGGACCAACAGCACUGCUGCAUUUGAGAAUUCAGACUCACCCCUUGCUGGCCUGAUUGUAGCCACUCUGUUGUUCCUCUGGGCCUACACACAUCAGUACCGAUGUCACGUCAUCCUUGCACAACUCAGAGCAGUCAAGAACAAGCCACAGUACGGCGGCUGUCACUGCCAAGCAGACUCACAUUUGCUAUAGACACAAGUUUGAGGACUAUCCAAACAACAGACAAAUUGUUAUGACCAUUUGUUUAUUAGUUGCUAAUAUAAUUUAUGCUAUGUACAUGCAGUACUGUAUGGUAUCAUUCAUAUUCUCCAAUCAAUAAUCUAUCAAAUUAA